Phytophthora infestans T30-4 is the source of this 3381-nucleotide messenger RNA. Its product is annotated as structural maintenance of chromosomes protein 5, putative. Lineage: Eukaryota; Oomycota; Peronosporomycetes; Peronosporales; Peronosporaceae. Bases 1 to 3267 code for a protein of 1088 amino acids. The record is from RefSeq and is a predicted model, not a curated record. Gene Ontology annotation, biological process: double-strand break repair via homologous recombination. The transcript is spliced from 18 exons. Gene Ontology annotation, cellular component: Smc5-Smc6 complex. Gene Ontology annotation, molecular function: ATP binding; ATP hydrolysis activity.
AUGGGCGACGUGAUGGACGGGAGCUCUGAGGGCUCGGACGAGUACGUGGACGGCUCGAUCUACCGCGUCAAGCUGCACAACUUCUUGACCUACUCCGAUGCCGAGUUCUACCCUGGACCACGUCUAAAUCUGAUCCUGGGACCCAAUGGAACCGGUAAAAGUUCCAUUGUCUGUGCACUCUGCGUCGGUUUGGCCGGCAGCACGAAGUUCGUACGCCACGAGAAGGAGAGCGGCUACACAGAGAUCGAGCUGUUCUUCGAGCGCGGCAAUAAGGUCAUCAGACGCAACAUCUUCAGGGACAACAAGAGCACGUGGCAGGUCAACGGCAAGGACUCGACGCUUAAGCACGUGGCGGGCAUCAUGGAGGCGGCCAGCAUUCAGAUCGACAACUUGUGCCAGUUCCUGCCGCAGGACAAAGUGGGCGAGUUCUCGCGGAUGAACGCCGUACAGCUGCUCAAGGCCACAGAGAACGCCAUCACGGACAGUGACUUGGCUACUAAACACGAGGAGAUCAUUGAGCUGCAGCACAGCAUGUCAGACAAAGGACGGGAACUGGAACAUGCGCGUGCUGCGCUAGAGCUCAAGAAGAGCGAGAAUGCUCAGAGACAGAAAGAGGUGGAGCGUAUUGAGGACUACGAAGCUCGCAUUGAGGAGACGGCGGUGAUGGAGAAGAAGUGUUUGUGGCUCGAGUUUGAGAAAGCGAAAGCUGAGGUUGAGGAGCUCAAGGAAGAGAAGCUACGAUGCAAGGAAGCGAUAAAUAAAGAGCGCAAAGAGAAGAUCGAUCCUCUUGUAGAGCUCUUAAAGAAAGAGCAGAUUAAACUGGAGGACGUGAAGGCGGAGUAUGCGAUGAAUUUUUACAGUGCAGUCGCUACCAUCAGUGUGCUAACCACAUGUGUUCGUGUCAAAACCAGGAAGACGGAGGUGGAUGGUGAGAAGAAAGAGCUUGUUGAGAGCAUUCGAAAGGAGAAAAAGCACAUUGAGAACAUGGAAGGCGCCCAGAGUCAAACUCUGUCAGAUGUCAAGGAAUUGCGCAACCAGCACAACUCGACUCGCCGGAAACUCGAGCGUCUAGAACGCGAUGUGGCAGACUGGCACAAGGAGCGCGAGGGGAUGGCGAAUGAUGACGACCUUAGAGAGCAAAAGGAGCAGCUGGAAAGGCAGCAGCGUGCAAAAGAUAUGGAGGAAACGGAAAUCCGCAGUAAGAGAGAAGCGCUUUCUCGUGAGCUAUCGUACAUUGACAGUGAGCGCCGGAAGGUGACCAGCAAGCUCGAGAAACUAGACAAUGAGGAUGUACAGCGACGCCUUGCUCUCCAGAGGGCUGAUCCCGACUGCAUCCGUGCUGCGGAUUGGGUGAAGAGUAACCAGCAUCGGCUGAAGCGGAAAGUGUGGGGUCCUAUUGCACUCGAGAUGAAACUCAACGAGACUAUGCACGCCAAGUACGUUGAAGAUACUCUUCCCAAGUGGCUUUUGGGAGCACUGGUAGCCGAGAGCUACGAAGACUACAACACAAUUCUUCGGGAGGUGAACAAUGUCGAUUCAGACCGCCGUAUCAAAGCUUCGAUUGUGAUCGUGGAAAAUGGCACAUGCCACGCUGUUCAUCGACCAUACUCGCCAGGACAGAUGGACGAUUAUUGCCAAAGGUAUGGCAUGAAAGGCUUCCUGGAUGAGCUGGUGGCCGCGCCUGAUAUCGUUCACGAGGCUCUUCGAGCCCACGGAGGCCUCCAUACUGUUAUGGUUGGCUCUCAGCAGACGGAAGAUAUUAUAAACAGAGGUGGGCAGAUCUUCAAUGACAUCGCUUCAUCCGAACGGAAGUCAGCAUUCGUGACUCCAUACAAGAAAUACGUUACCUCAGUUUCCAAGUACGGCAACCGUAACGUGACAACACGAACGAACGAUCUGUUGAACCCUCGUUUGCUGGCUGCGUCGACUUCGAACGAAGACGAGAAAGCUGAAAUGAAGAAAAUUCUGGACGAUUUAGAAGCCAGGGAGAGACGCAUUCAAGUAGAGAUCACGGAUCUUAAGGAGCAAGAGAAACAGUACGCCGAAGAGAAGCGAAAAGCCCAACAUCGAAUCACUGAAAUUCGCUCCCAACGGAAGGCGAUCAUUCGUUUGGAUGAUAAGAUUACCGAGGGGGAUAACAAGAUUUACUCGUUGAAGAGUGAACUGGCACAGGAUGUCUCGUCAAAGGAGGAGGCAUUGACGCGAAAACUUAAGAACCAAGCAUCCAAACAAGCCCAGCAGAUCAAACACUGUUUGGAGCUUUCGAGGAAAUUGUUUAAGACUAGUGCUCGUGAGGUAUGCCUAUCACUGCAGCUCGGCACACAACAAGUUCGCGUGGAGUUCACGCAAAAACACUUGAAGCAAACUGAGACCACUCUUCGGAACCUCAAGGAAGCCCACAAGCUCGCAAAAGAUAACCUGCUGACUGUGGCGAGGAGGGCGAUGGACGUGAAGCGCAAAGCAGAGGAAGAAGCUCCGUGGGAUGACUACGAAAAGCGCUUUAGCCAGCUUCCAGACGAUUUGGAUGAGUUACUCGGCAAGAUUGAAAACAACAAGGCAGCGCUGGAAUGCUUCCGCGGCGACAGAACUAUUCGCGAACUUUAUGAACGCGUGCGUGACGAAAUUCGGGAUGACGAAGUCCAUCUGGCUGACUUGGAAAGCUUCGUCACUGAUGGCGAAGACAAGAUCAACGGAAUUAAGGGUAAAUGGCACGCCGACCUCAAAGAUGUGGUGGAACAUAUCGACACCUCGUUCAGGGAAUUCUUCAAGGAUAUUGGCUGUGUUGGUGAAAUCUUGCUGGAUGACGAAGAUCCGGAUGUUGCGAAGUGGGGCAUCCAACGCCGCGCUCAGUUCCGUAAGAACACGAAGCUUUCGACAAUGACUGCUGAGGAGCAAUCUGGAGGAGAAAAAUCUGUCGGAACGAUCAUGUACCUGAUGGCUCUCCAAAGCCUCACCAAGUGCCCAUUCCGAGUGGUGGAUGAAAUUAACCAAGGCAUGGACGUGUACAAUGAGCGCAAGGUGUUCCAGCGGAUCACCAAGUCUUCUUGUGGAAGCAAGUUGCCUCAGUACUUCCUCAUCACACCAAAGCUCAUCACGGGGCUUAAUUAUCACCGCGACACGAAGGUUAUGGUCAUUCUCAACGGGCCAUACAACAAUAUCCAGCAAGAGUUGUGGGAUCCUGACCGCUUCGUCGCCUGCGGUAAACAAGGGAAGCGUAAGGGCGACGGCGCAGUCAACGGCUCGUCCAAAAAGCGUAUCCGAGCGUAAGUUCGACUCUACGUGGGUUCCCGUUGACUAUUGCACGUCGAAAGACACUGUGAGUCCAUGGCGCAGCGAGAUGUUGCAUGCUGCGGGGAGCAAUAUAAUAGUCAAGGUUCUUCA